GUAAGAUUUCUGUCUCUUUUUCCAACAUGGGUCCCAAAGCUCGAUCGCAAGCACAAAGAAAAGCUGGCAAGAAGGGCCCUGCCACACAGGAAUCUGCAUCAAAAAUUGAGGCUAAAGCCAAAAAGGAUGAUGUCAAGGCAAAAGCAAAAGCUAGGAGCGAUGCAUUGAAGGCCAAGAAGUCUGUGAUGAAGGGAGGCAUUGCAACUCGCCAGAAGAAGGUGCAUUACAAGGUCACCUUCAGGAGACCCAAGACCCUCAAGUUACCUCGUAAUCCUAGAUACCCAAGAAAGAGUGUACCAAGGAGGAACAAGUUGGACGAUUACAGCAUCAUCAAAUUCCCUCUCACCACUGAGAGUGCAAUGAAGAAAAUUGAGGAUAACAACACGCUUGUUUUCAUAGUCGCCCUUAAAGCCAACAAAUUCCAAAUCAAGACCGCUGUCAAGAAACUGUAUGACAUCAAAGUGUCAAAGGUCAACACACUAAUUAGACCUGAUGGACAGAAGAAGGCUUAUGUAAGGUUGGAAUCUGACUAUGAUGCUUUGGAUGUUGCAAACAAGAUUGGCAUUAUCUAAACUGGGAUGAAACAUCAGAUUCAGAAAUAUCUUACAAUUUUUUUGUCUAUAAAAGUUUCAUCGUUCGACUUAAAUAAAUGAUAUGAAAAAAAGGAA
Molecule: messenger RNA, 668 nt
Organism: Anneissia japonica
Lineage: Eukaryota; Metazoa; Echinodermata; Crinoidea; Comatulida; Comatulidae
Product: 60S ribosomal protein L23a-like
Exons: 6
Coding region: 27-572 (181 amino acids)
Biological process (GO): ribosomal large subunit assembly; translation
Cellular component (GO): ribosome; cytosolic large ribosomal subunit
Molecular function (GO): structural constituent of ribosome; rRNA binding
Source: RefSeq, a predicted model, not a curated record